Messenger RNA from Drosophila novamexicana, 850 nucleotides. RefSeq lists its product as uncharacterized. The transcript has a single exon. The record is from RefSeq and is a predicted model, not a curated record. The coding region runs from base 96 to 749 and encodes 217 amino acids. NCBI's taxonomy places the organism in Eukaryota, Metazoa, Arthropoda, Insecta, Diptera, Drosophilidae.
ACAUGAGCUCGGGCUCCUAUUUCGAAGUAAAAUUGUAAUCCUAUAAUUUCUUGUUAUUCAGUGGAAGAGACUUGGUAAAAGAAUAUUUAUUAAAAAUGUUCCGGAAUCUAUGCAUGUUGCGCAAAAAUAUCCUCCUGUCAAGGAUUAUUUAUUCAAGUUACACAUUAAGGGCCAAUGUCAUCAGCUCGAAUCUUCAAUCCAAGACAAUGACAACUGAGUCCCGGGGUAAUGGCAUUUCGGUUACCGACAUUGAUGUAUGCGAUCUGGCCAAAGGUGACGUGGAGUUUACUCGCAAUUUUCUCACAACCUUUUCGACCAUAUCGCCUGUGAAAAUUGCGUUCAGCCCGGAACCGGCGGUUGAGUCAGAUGCCAUCGCUGAACCACCAAGUUCUGAUUCCGGUGGCUGUGGCAUUGGGGGUUCUAGCACUAGCAUCCUAGAUAAGGAUGGGAUGCCGAUUGUGCCCAUAGAGAUCGAUGGUUGGAAUCACCCCGACGAUGAGGACGAAGUGGGUCCAACCGUGCAGAAUAAUUCACAGCAUAUUGAAAUUGGAAAUGACAAUGAAUACAAAGCUGAGAACUUGCUUGUGGUGCCCGAGAAGCGAGAGGGGCACUUCGAGUACAAGGGCAUUAAAGUAAAGCUACCAGAGUCGGCUCACAAGGAUAUUGGCACCUAUCGUUUCCGUCGGGACCAGGAGGACUUGGAAACGGUUGCUGACGAUAUGCGCGUGGUCAAGUUUGACAAGAAAUAAUACUGUCUACCCUUUCCCAUACGGUCUGUGUAAUUUGCGAGUUUCAUUAUAGUUGAUCAUGUUAUAGCAUAAUAAAAUUUACUUUGGGAUAUUAAAUCGGA